Molecule: messenger RNA, 1758 nt
Organism: Theileria orientalis strain Shintoku
Lineage: Eukaryota; Apicomplexa; Aconoidasida; Piroplasmida; Theileriidae
Product: GTPase
Exons: 11
Coding region: 1-1758 (585 amino acids)
Cellular component (GO): mitochondrion
Molecular function (GO): GTP binding
Source: RefSeq, a predicted model, not a curated record
AUGUAUAAUAUACUUAAGUGCGCCAGAGCAGGUCUGUGUAGAAUCCAAGGGUUCCAAGGAGGACCUCUGGACAAAAUCGCAAUUUCCCAGGGAAUUAGAGCACUUGGCACAGCCACAGCAGCUAAAAUAAGGGAAUCCAACAGUACCCUGAAUGACUUUGGACUCCCGGAGUCGAAAGAGUUCUUCGUGCCAGGAAUCUCAUCAGACCCGUUCUACAAGGAUAUAAGUUUGCCAAAGAGAUGCAUAGGAUGCGGAGCACAUUUCCAGGUUUCGGACCCAAAUAAGCCAGGCUACGUGGAUUCCAAUGUAUUGAACGAAUCAGGAGCUAGAGGGAACUCUAAGCUGCCAAGCAUUAGAGGAAUUGAAGUGGAAGCUGCUCCGGAAGGCGUGGAAGUAAACCGGUCUGAAUCGGGACGAUUUGGAAUAAAAAAGAGAAGAGUAGUGUGUAAAAGAUGCUAUAAACUCCAAUAUUACAAGAGACUGGACUCUCAAAGCGAAGUGGAAUCUCAACGUGAAACGCUGACAAAGGAGCUGCUGGAAUCAGAAAAUUUGAAAAGAGACUCAAUCAAGAGAGUGAUAUCAGGAGUAAACAAUUUGAAGAAGUUCCCAGUAUUGAUAACGCAGGAGGAAUCGGAAGCAACCACGGUUAAAAAUUCAUUGAAAAUAUCGUCAACGUCGGAAAUAAUUAGCAAUAUGGCAACAAGAAUUAAAAAUGACAGCCUAAUACUGUUCAUUGUUGACUUGACAAACGUAGAAGUGUCAGUGAUCCCUGAGCUUUAUAUAGCACUAAGGAACAGAGCAUUGGACGUAAUUUGGAUAGCGAAUAAGUUAGACGUGCUACCGAAGGGGUGCGAAGCGUCAGAGAUUAAGUCGUGGCUGAGGUCAGUGGUGAGGCACAUAGGGAACUCGAAAAGCUUUAAUGUGAUACCAGUUUCAAGUUCAAAGGGUAGGUGUAGACAGCAACAAACCUUUGAAGGAGUUGGAUUUGAUCAACUUGAGGCAAGGCUUAAAGAAUAUUUGAAGGCGGGAGAGCCCAGGAACAUAUACGUGGUGGGAGCGACAAACGUAGGAAAAUCAACAUUCGUGGACAGAUUUUUGGACUACAUCCACUACAAGCACGUUGGCACUCUGAAUUUGAGACGAAGCGUGGGCGGAGCAACGAGGUCAGCAAUCCCAGGAACGACCCUGGAGUUUAUAGAAUUCGGGCUGCCAAAAGGCUUUAAGCUCGUAGAUACACCGGGAAUACCAAUAAUAUCGCAGCUCCCGUCACUACUGUAUAAGCCAGUGGACUUGCUGUCAAUAUCAAUGACAAAAACGAUAAACCCAGCGUGUAUUAAGCUGGAGGAGGGGAAGUCGCUGCUGAUAGGAGGGGUGGCAAGAAUAGACCACGUGGAAGGCUCCAGCUGCACAAUACAGUGCUACUUCGGCAACGGAGUGACAAUGAAAGUCUGCAGGAGCGUGGCAAGCGAGGAUAUAAUGAACUACCAAGUGGGAUACAAGCUGUACCCGCCGCACUCAAAGGAAGACUACAAGAAGCUAACGCCGUUUUCGAAGUACAGAGUAACGGUAAAUUGCAAUGGAACGGGAGCUCUGGACGAGUUUGUGAUCUGUGGGCUGGGAUGGUUCUCGUUCAACGGAACGGGCCCCAAGAUAAUAGAAAUACGCAUACCGAAAGGAAUAAACUUUUUGAGGAGACCCGCAAUGAUAAGCAGUCCACCCAGGAGGAUAGAUAAGCCGAAUUUCAUAAACAGAAGGUGA